Molecule: messenger RNA, 3404 nt
Organism: Anas platyrhynchos (mallard)
Lineage: Eukaryota; Metazoa; Chordata; Aves; Anseriformes; Anatidae
Source: RefSeq, a predicted model, not a curated record
AUGUCCGAGCUGCCCUGCCCGGAGCCCCUGUCCCACUGCAGCGGCCGCUUCACCAUCAGCACCCUGCUGGGCGUGGAGGAGGCCGAGCGGCCUCCCUGCGAGGGCACGCAGCUCUCGGCCAGCACCCUCUGCACCAGGACCUUCGGCUACAACACCAUGGACGUGGUGCCCGCCUACGAGCACUACGCCAACAGCAAGGGCGUGGGUGAAGCCAGGAGGGGGAGGCCCUCGCUGGCCGACCUCCGCUCCAGCCUCGAGUGGGUGCCAUCGGUCCUCUCCCACACAGCCCUGACGUGGCUCAUCAUCCUGAUGUCGGUGGCGGUGACCACCAUCACCGGCCUGUCCAUCUCCGCCAUAUCCACCAACGGCAAAGUGAAGUCAGGUACCGCGAGCACGACGCCCUCACUGGUGGACCCCACCAACGACAUCCGCAUCAUCGGGGUGGUGACCUGUCACCCUGCUGCUGGGCAGGUGACGCUGGCCGGCAUGGAGUGGGAGGCAAAGGCCCAGGUCCUCUUCUUCUUGGUCAUCCUGGUCUCCUUCGCCAACUACCUGGUGGGGACGGUGAUCCUAGCCACCGCGGAGAAGCAAGCCAAGGGCUUCUUUGGCUACAGAGCCAACAUCUUUGUCCAGAACUUGGUGCCCAGCUGGCGUGGACCCGAGGGCUCCUUCUUCAGCUUGUUUUCCAUUUUCUUUCCAUCGGCAACCGGCAUCUUGGCUGGGGCCAACAUUUCGGGUGAUCUGAAGGAUCCUGCCGUGGCCAUCCCCAAGGGCACCUUGAUGGCCAUCUUCUGGACCACGAUAUCCUACCUGCUGCUGUCUGCUACCGUAGGUGCCUGUGUGGUCUGGGAUGCCUCGGGCAGCCUGAACGACAGCGUGCCCCUGGGCUCGCCAGGCUGCGAGGGGCUGGCCUGUGGCUUCGGCUGGAACUUCACCGACUGCGCCCAGCGGCACAGCUGCCCCUACAGGCUCAGCAACCACUACCAGAGCACGAGCAUGGUGUCGGGAUUCGGUCCCCUCAUCACGGCGGGGAUCUUUGGUGCCACCCUGUCCUCAGCGUUAGCCUGCCUCGUCUCAGCCCCCAAGGUCUUCCAGUGCCUCUGCAAGGACCAGCUCUACCCUCUCAUAGGCUUUUUCGGGAAGGGCUAUGGGAAGAACAAGAACAGCAAGUGGGCCGUGCUCUUCGGCGCCGCCAUCUCGGUGCUCAUCAUGUUCCUGCUGACCUGGUGGGCGGCCCUCAUCGCCCUCGGCAUCGUCGUCUUCCUCCUGGGCUAUGUCCUGUACAAGAAGCCGGACAUGAACUGGGGCUCCUCCAUGCAAGCCAGCUCCUACAACAUGGCCCUGAGCUACUCGGUGGGGCUCAGCGAGGUGGACGAGCACAUCAAGAACUACAGGCCCCAGUGCCUGGUCCUGACCAGGCCCCCCAACUUUCGCCCGGCGCUGGUGGAUUUCGUGGUCACCUUCACCAAGAACCUCAGCCUGAUGAUCUGUGGCAACGUGCUGAUCGUGAGUAGGGCCGGGCUGUGCCUUGGGUGCCAGCUCCCCAGCUCCUAAAGCAGCAAUGACAAGGAGCUGGGGAGGCCCUGAGGGCUUCCCCUUGCCCAGCCCAGGGCGGGGUCGCUCCCAGACAACCUGCGAAGCGGCAUCCAGAUGCUGAUGCAGGUACAGCCCCCCUCAGCCCUCCCCGUCCCCACGCAGAGGGACACGCCACACCGUGCGGGGUGGGCAUUAAUUCCUGGUGCCGGUCCGAUGGGGACAGCCAGCACCGCCAGCUGCCUUCUUUCUCCUUCCAGUGAUGCCUUUGAUUUCAAGUACGGCGUGUGCCUGCUGAGGAUGAAGGAGGGGCUGAACGUCUCCCGCGUGGUGCAAGCUCACACCGACCCCGGGGAGCUGGAGGCCGAGCAGCAGGCGAGCACCGUCUUCCAGAGCCAGCAGGGCAAGAAAACCAUCGACAUUUACUGGCUCUUCGACAACGGAGGGCUGACGCUGCUCAUCCCCUACCUCCUCGGGCGCAAGAAGCGGUGGGGAAAAUGCAGGAUCCGGGUGUUUGUCGGCGGGCAGAUCAACAGGAUGGACGAGGAGAGGAAGGCGAUCGUGUCACUGCUGAGCAAAUUCCGCCUGGGCUUCCACGAGGUCCACGUCCUGCCUGAUAUCAACCAGAAGCCCCAGCCGGAGCACAUCAAGAGGUUCGACGACCUGGUCGCGCCCUUCAGGCUGAACGACGGCUUCAAGGACGAGGCCGCGGUGGGCGAGAUGAGGCACGGCUGUCCCCGGAAGAUCUCCGACGAGGAGCUCCGCAAGCACAGAGCCAAGUCUCUCCGACAAGCGAGGCUGAACGAGAUCUUGCUGCAGCACUCGCAGGACGCGGCGCUCAUUGCCAUCACGCUGCCUGUGGGCAGGAAGGGGCGCUGCCCCAGCUCCCUCUACAUGGCCUGGCUCGAGAGCCUCUCGCGGGACCUGAGGCCCCCCAUUGUCCUGACCAGGGGAAACCAGGAGAAUGUCCUCACCUUCUACUGCCAGUGAAGCCCCCGCCGCAUCGUUGUCUCAGGCCAGUUGUGAGCUGGGCAACUGGGAAGGGGGUUGGGGGAGGAAGGAGCAUGCAUUGGUGGCAGCAGCGGGGUGAUUUGGGGAAUCCCUAAUGCACACUGCUGCUGUGCUCUUAGAAAAGCUCGUUUUGGUGAUCUUUAUAGGCUGUACGUAGCCUAUAAAAUAAUGCACACCCCAUCAUGCAGAUGUUGUCCCCAUCAAAGCCACCUUCCCCAACCGAGAACCACCCCAUGGGGCUGCAGAGAGCAAGGAACCUGCCAGCCCUGGGGCAGACAGCCCUGGACAGGAGAAACCAGCCCUGCACCAGGCAAAAAGGAGCGUGGCUUCCCAAAAUCAACACCAACCUUCUCACCACCCCACCCUCCUGCCGAACAAACACACGACUCCGUUCACCUCAGCUCGUUACAGCGUUUACUGAUCAUCACUGCCAGGAUCAGGAGUGCCAGCAGAAAAAUAAAACUCUCUGGGAGGCAGGUUUCUCUGCAUGGAGUUCCCUGCUGGGCUCUUGGCAUUUCCAUUUUAUUUUCAAGCUCUUUACAGCUUUUGGCAAGCUCGUGUUGUGGUGUAUCGGGAAUUUUCUUCUCCCAAGCAGUCGUGGGGCACUUACCCAGCCCAGAAGAACAGCAUUUCCAAACCCCAGCCUUCCCAAACCCUUCUGGCCGAGCGGAGCCACCCACCACCUGCUGAAGACUCAAGAGACUCCUCUGCUUGAAGGAAGGCGAAGGGGACAAUGAAAUAAUGUGAUGAGAGGGAGGAACCUGCAUUCAGACUGCCCUGGUGCUUCAGCUCGAAUCUACACCGCUGUUUGGGUCUGGUUUUAUUGCAGGCGGGCAGCUGGGGAUGCCAAGGUUCCUGUU